UUUUAUUAUCUUUAUAUAUCAGUAAUAAUUUUAUGUAAUAAAUAUGUAGUAAUUUUAUGUUUCAUCUACAUUUGCACCAGCCCGUGUUGGGACGAUUAUCAGUAAACUGUACCAGUUCUACCUUGGUGCAAUAGUGCGGUUAGGUUAGGUUUUCUCUAAUCACAGUCUUCUAAGUAUGAUAAUAUUAUCAGGUUUGAAUGCUCGUCGCACUGUCGCACUCGCACUAGCACGCGAAUUAUCGUUUUCAUUUGCCAAGACAUGAGUUCAUAACAAAAUUAUUUUAAAAAAAAUAUUACAAAAAAAUUCCUUAUUUUAAAGAUGAUGUGCCAGACUCUAGUGCGCUAAAAAUUUUAUUUGAUUAUUGAUAGAAUCAUUUAUUUCAAAUACUAGAAUAUAUAGAAUGAAGCAUUUCGGCAAUUAAUAAUUUCAAUUGACUUGUAGAAAUCGAAAUAAAUUGUUUUGUAUUUGAUUCAUACACAAUGAACGUUUACGAUAGUGUUGUAAGAGGUACACAAGCUAGUCGAUUAAUAAUAAUUGAAGAUUCAUUUUUAGCCAAAGGACAGUUUCUAUUACAUCUUAUAUCUGUGAAUCGAAAAUCCUAUGACAUCCAUGUAAUUUGUUAUGAAAAUGUAGUAUCUAAAUAUCAAACUUUAUUUCCCUCUUUGUCCAAUAUUCAAUACCAUGAUUGUAUGUAUAACAUCAUGUCUUUAAAUUUAAGUUUGUACGAAACAAUUUCACGUAUAGUUGAAAAAUCAACCAAAAAAAUAGUCAUUUUAAUUGAUUCAUUGUCUAUGUAUUUACUUUACACUGAAUUCAGAAAAGUGUAUAAAGAAUUAUUGGAUAUUACAUCAUCUGAUAAGUUUUCUAGCAUUGUUCAAUUUGUGGUAGUGAUACACAAAGACGUAACAGAAAUUAAUCAAAUUGAACACUUGAAAAAUAUAUGUAAGACUCAUAUACACGUACAGACUGCUAACAAUCCAUUCAUUUUAAACUUAAGAUUAGAACAUAAAAGGUCAAAUGGGAAAUGUGUAGUUCAAAAAUUAAAAGGUGAAUUAAAAUCUGAUUUUACAUUUCAACUAAUAAAUGACUUACCACCACAAAAAAUUGAAGAUGAUAAAAUUAUUCCAACAAAUUUGGCCAGUUUUAAAUUAGAUUUACAGGAUAGUGAAAAAAAAGCUAAGGAAGAAUUAAUUUUACCAUAUACUCUAGUACAAAACCCAUCCAGUACUGGUGGAAUGAUUCAUUAUGUUCCUGAUGAAGCAGAUGACUGGGAUGAAGAAGAUCCAGAUGAUGAUUUAGAAAUAUAGUAUUAUAUUAUAUUCUUCAUAUAUUAUGUUAUGUAAAUUGAAUAUGUACUUGGCAUAAUACUUUCGUAUUGUUUCAUAACAACUUUUUUCGUCAAUUCAUCAGUCAAAAAGAACUUAAAUGACAAAUGUUUAUUAAGUGCCUUUAAAGAUCUUCUAAAUACAUUGUAAAUUAAUUUAAUUUUUCAAUUUACAAGUAGCAUUUUAAAUUUAUCUGCAAAUAUCAGGUGCUAAAAAGAACAUUACAAUUAUUAUAAAUUUGAGUGUAAAUCAAAUAAUAAAGCAGUAUAAUAKUUUUAAAUGAGUGUGUAUCAUUCAUUUUUUCUAUACGUUUAAAGCAUUCAUUUUUAACAUUCAGAUAAGCAUUGCAUAGAAAUUUUUUGUGAAUCUGUUUGCAUUAAACGCAAUGUAAACAGAUACUGCAAACCUAGGGGUUAACUACAACAGGCAGCAUAAUUUUAGGCAUCAAAAACUAUGAGAUGGCUUAUCUGUAUAUUAUCCACAACAACAAUUGAAAAAGAAAAUUAAAGUACAGAUCUUUUGAUAUUUUACAAUUUUAUAUACCUAAGUGAUAU
Molecule: messenger RNA, 1879 nt
Organism: Diuraphis noxia (Russian wheat aphid)
Lineage: Eukaryota; Metazoa; Arthropoda; Insecta; Hemiptera; Aphididae
Gene: Elp5
Product: Elongator complex protein 5
Biological process (GO): tRNA wobble uridine modification
Cellular component (GO): cytosol; elongator holoenzyme complex; nucleus
Molecular function (GO): tRNA binding
Source: RefSeq, a predicted model, not a curated record